This is a messenger RNA of Malassezia japonica, 231 nucleotides long. It is a transcript of the gene RPC11, whose product is annotated as RNA polymerase III C11 subunit. The record is from RefSeq and is a predicted model, not a curated record. Gene Ontology annotation, molecular function: nucleic acid binding; zinc ion binding. The transcript has 3 exons. Gene Ontology annotation, biological process: termination of RNA polymerase III transcription; DNA-templated transcription. Bases 1 to 231 code for a protein of 76 amino acids. Gene Ontology annotation, cellular component: RNA polymerase III complex. NCBI's taxonomy places the organism in Eukaryota, Fungi, Basidiomycota, Malasseziomycetes, Malasseziales, Malasseziaceae.
AUGGACCGCCAAGUGACCUCGCGCAUACGUCUCGAGCGCAAGCAGGUCGACGACGUGAUGGGCGGUGAGGACAGUUGGAAAAACGUCGACAGCACAGAUGCUGUGUGCCCCAAGUGCGACAACAGCCGUGCCUACUAUAUGCAGCUCCAGAUUCGGUCUGCUGACGAACCGAUGACGACCUUCUUUAAGUGCACCAAGUCGCAGUGCGGCUUUCAGUGGCGCGAAAACUAG